UGAGAAACUCUAGAGGCAGAUGCUGCGGCUGUGGAAAGUGAAGCAGGAAGGGACGUUUCUCGUUGCUGAGAAUCCUGGUCGGGAGAGGAGCUGAACGCGCCGCCACUGUCCCCGAGCUGCUGCAGAAGCUCUUUUCUGCAUCCCUCCCAUCCUCAGCUCCUGCUCCCACCCGGAGGGAGGGAGGGACAAAGGGAGGGUCCCUGGCCAGUUCGGGCUCGGUUUCCCCCCCAGCCUGGUAACGGAAGUGCCAGGCGCCCUUUAGCAGAGGGGCGGGGGCACCGGAGUGGGAGGGGGGCAUGGAGCCUGUCCGGGAGCCCCCCAGGAGGAGUCGGCCCCCUCCGCCACCCGCUCCAGCCGCGGCGGCGGCGGCUUCUUUGCCGAGAGUACUCUCCCCUGGGGACGGGGAGGGCCGGGGCCAGGAGGUGCUGCUGAGAAGAUCAGGAUCCGGGUACGAGGGCAGUACCAGCUGGAAGGCGGCCUUGGAGGAUACGACGACUCGCCUGUUGUUAGGAGCCAUUGCCGUUCUGCUUUUUGCCAUCCUGGUUGUGAUGAGUAUUCUAGCUUCUAAAGGGUGUAUCAAGUGUGAUGCUCCAUGCCCAGAAGAUUGGUUACUCUAUGGAAGGAAAUGCUAUUUCUUUUCUGAAGAACCAAGGGACUGGAACACAGGGCGCCAGUACUGUCACACUCAUGAAGCAUCCCUCACUGUGAUCCAGAGCCAGAAGGAGUUGGAAUUUAUGUUCAAAUUCACCAGGAAGGAACCCUGGAUUGGCCUAAGGAGAGUAGGCGACGAAUUCCACUGGGUCAAUGGAGAUCCAUUUCACCCGGAUGAGUUCUCUGUCUCGGGUCACGGGGAGUGUGUCUUUGUGGAACCCACGAGACUUGUCACGUCAGAUUGCCUGAUGACGCGGCCCUGGGUGUGCAGUAAGAUGGCUUACACGUGAGGAGGGGCGUGAGAAGCCGGCCCGCAUGGGCCUCUCCCUCGCCUUGGCCCAGCUCUCUCUCUGAGCCAUGGACGCUGGAAGUUUUCUCCGCCAGCCCCGCAGCUGUGAGAUCCUAGUACGUUAUCCCCAGGUCUCAGUUCUGGGCUCCUGGCUCCUUCCUCUGCACAUAUCCCAUCAACUCGCUGUGCCAUCCUAGACGGCCUGUGUAGCCUGGCUGCCUCUGCCCUCCCCUUUGGCUAACUAGAGCACAACACGCCUCCCUCACGUGGGCACCAUGUAUGACUGUUGCAAGCAGUGAGGGAUAACAAAGCGAAUAUUUACCAUCAACAUCAACAUCCCCUCCACAUAAGCAGCUCCUACAUUAACUAUAGUCCCAUGAAAUCAGGUAGCUCCUCUCCACUGGAAAUCUACUUAUUUUGCUUGAUCAAACCUUUCUGACAUUUUGGAAUCACUGAAUUUUACCUUAUUCCCACUAGUUUUUGACUUUUUUUUUUUUUGAAAAGUCAAGUAUUGAUAUUAUUCUUUGGAAAUACUUAAUCCCUCCUCUUGCCGAUUAUAAUCACCGUCUUCCCAACCCCCUGGAUUUUUGCACUUUCUGAUUGUGGCAGGAGACCUUGUCCUCCCAGGUUGUUCUUUCCAAUGUCGGCUUCGAGACUUGCCUCAGAGGACUCAGCUUAGAGCGAGCUGCCUUUGUCCAGUGACAUUGUCCUGACACCUGCUUUGGAGUGUUUUUAUUGCACAACACAGUAGUACUGGUGCUUAUAGAAAAAUAACAACUGUCAAAAAUAACAAUACAACGGGGAGCACACCAGCCUUCCCCAAAUCACAACCCACUUUCCCACUCCAACCAUUUCUGUCUCAUCAUAAUGAGAAGGAAGGUUCCUACCCAUCAUGUAGAAAAAGCCCCCCGCGUUCUAGGGGAGGUCCACUCUCAGCCCCUUGCUUUGCCUCCCCUUCUGCUUCCUUACUGCUCCUCUGGCAGGCUCCCUGAUUGUAUCUGUGAAUGGUGUACUGAUUACUAAUGGAAUAAAGACCGCAAACUCCCAUAGAGAAAGCAUUUGUGUCUUUCUCGUGUUUCUGCUUUAGAUUUGUGGGUACUCGAAUUCACUCCAAAGGCUCCUUGGAAGCCUAGUUCCUUAUUGACAUGUGUAACCCUUUAUUAUAGUAUUUAGCUUGUUUUAAGCUUAGGGGAAAU
Molecule: messenger RNA, 2136 nt
Organism: Sarcophilus harrisii (Tasmanian devil)
Lineage: Eukaryota; Metazoa; Chordata; Mammalia; Dasyuromorphia; Dasyuridae
Gene: CLEC2L
Product: C-type lectin domain family 2 member L
Exons: 5
Coding region: 297-941 (214 amino acids)
Source: RefSeq, a predicted model, not a curated record